Pteropus alecto (black flying fox) is the source of this 888-nucleotide messenger RNA. RefSeq names its product chromosome unknown C11orf65 homolog (gene CUNH11orf65). NCBI's taxonomy places the organism in Eukaryota, Metazoa, Chordata, Mammalia, Chiroptera, Pteropodidae. The transcript is spliced from 7 exons. The record is from RefSeq and is a predicted model, not a curated record. Bases 56 to 790 code for a protein of 244 amino acids.
GUGUUACCGAGGAAACCAGCGGAGCCCGGGCCAGCGGCGAUUGGCAGGACUUUAAAUGCCUUGGAUACAGGAAUUAGAAUAUACAAAGAGGGAUAAAGCUGCCAGAGUCAUUCAGAAGGCCUGGAAAAGUUUCCUUAAUGUCGCUAUAUUCCAACACUUUAAAAGUCUGAUUAAUAUAAGAAGACAAGGGGAGCCACGUCAGAUAGUGAGAUAUAUUAACCCUAAAGAGGCAGAGCUUCUAGAUGCUGCAGCUGGUGUUCAUGUAAGAUUCAGAUUUGGUGGUGUUAAAUUUCCACCUGAAAUAUACUAUAAAAUUUUCACUCAGAGACAUGUUGAGGAUCUGUGUGCUAAUAGCCCUAGAGAUUACACAAAACUUUCAGCAAAAUAUGCAUCUUAUAUUAAAAGUGAUAAUCUUCAAGAAGAGGAUCAUAGUGGCUGGUAUCGUCGUAUAGAGAACAAUGGCUGGAGGCCUGUUUCUGAUAGGUUUUGGAUAUCUACUGAAGAUGUAAUGGUGGGAGACGAAAAGGAAAGUACAUUCCAUUUCUCUAAACUGAAGAGAAGGCAAGAUAUGGAAAAGAAAAGAAAAAUUAAAAAAAUAAAAUGGAUGAGGCAAAUGUACUACUCAGGAAACCUGGAGGCUAAGUCAACAGAUAGUACAACUAUAGGUUUAAUUCACACAGCAACAAAAGGGCUAAUAAAAGCUAUCGAAGAUGGUGGAGUAGAUUCUGUGAUGGAAUGGGAAGUGGAUGAAGUGCUGAACUGGACAAAUACACUGAACUUUGAAGAGUAAAUACAUGUUGCUAUUCUUGGGGAGCAAGGGCAAGCAUCAUUUAUUUUUCUUUCUAAUAUUUCCCACUCGCAUGAUGAAUCUAGGGGCCACAAACAUAA